Quercus robur (English oak) is the source of this 677-nucleotide messenger RNA. RefSeq lists its product as uncharacterized. Lineage: Eukaryota; Viridiplantae; Streptophyta; Magnoliopsida; Fagales; Fagaceae. The transcript is spliced from 2 exons. The record is from RefSeq and is a predicted model, not a curated record. The coding region runs from base 1 to 348 and encodes 115 amino acids.
AUGACCACACAUUCUAAAGGGAAAGCCAAGGUUGGCAAGAGUGUUUGGGAGGACCCUGCUAUUGCCCUUGGACGAGCUCACAAUGUCAUUACUGACGACGAGCUUAAGGGUCUCUCAUCUAUCCCUUCCCACAAACUGGUCAGCCAUCAUAUUCACAAACUAGUGCAGGUUCUUGGUGAGUCUCUUCAUUUGAUGACAGACUACUUGAAUAGCGAGGAGAAGGUAGUAAUGGCCAACUCAAAGAUUGAUUCCAUUGAGGCUGAGAGCUCAAAGUUGAGGAAGGAUCUAAUUGAAGCUAUGCACCAAUCGAUAAAGGACAAGGAGAAGGUAAAGGAACUGAAGAACUGAAGGUUAAGAGAAAGCUUGUCAUUCAGAAAGACGAGGAAGUUCAAGCUGCCCUCCUGAAAAUGGAUGAGGAAUGUGAGAAAGUGAUUGCCAGGUUCUAGGAGUCUGAUCGCUUCUCUGAUAUUCAGUUCAAGCAGUACUUCAAGCGCUUCGUGCUUCUUCGUAGGUGGAUGAUGAAGCACCAUAACCAUGUAGCAGAUUUUGUAAAUCUAGACUUUAAAGCUAUUGAUACUGAGAUCCUUGCUGACGAGGCCAAUGAGAAGGAAGGUGAAACCAUUGCUAAAGCUACUAACAUUGUUGAAGGAGAGGGUGUUGCUGUAGGAGGAGUUACU